GGUCCUUUCCACGCGGACAAAAAACACGGAGAAAGACACGUCGGAACACGUUCCUCCAAACGAGAGGCUGAGACGCCAAUCGAAUCCGUGUUGAGUCGAAACUCGAAGAACGCCUUCCUUCCUAAAAAAGCAUUCGCCAAUCCCUUUUGACCUCGUAAAAAUGGCAUCUCUGAUGCAGUCUUCGUCAGAGAACUCGCGAUUGAUUCGCGAGACGAAACGGGUGCCCGUCUUGAUACCUUCCAACCCUGGCGCCACGCUGCCGAGAACACCCGAAAAGCAAGGUGAGACAUGCCGCAAGAAAGCUGCAUGGCUGAGUCCAACGCAUGCAACCGUUGACGAAAAGAGGGAAGUAUCAAAAGUUCCAGGGUCUUCUGACAGCACCUGCCUCCCUCAAAAAGAGGACAUGGGAAAACGCGAGCCCGCAGAGGUCAGAAAAACAGCAGAAAGCGAAAAGAAGCAAAAAAGUGUGAAACGGAUUUCAGGCAGUAAUGGUCAGUACAGCUCGACGUUCGAAGCGCACUUCAGCCAAAACCUACCCUGGAUAUUCCUUCUCACCCCCCUCCGCCGUUUUUUGGUGGAGCGGAACAGUGGACCGUGUGUGUCGCAAUUCGAAGUACGAAGACAGGGAGGCUGCAACCCCCAGCGACGCACGGUGAACAACAACGAAAGGAAAGAAAAGCUUCACGAGCGACGCUGCGGCGAAGCCACCUUCAGUAUUCUGUCCGAUGUCGUUUGUGCGAAGGAAAAAGCUAGAGGGGUGCGAUACACGUAUCCGAUACAUGAAAAACUGACUCUCAACACCGACGAGGAUGAAGUCGACCACAGCCGUCGCAGCGCCUUCCGUCUCUCCUGGCUGCUCUUCCUCCUGUCCUUUAAAAAGUUGAACUGA
Messenger RNA from Toxoplasma gondii ME49, 889 nucleotides. RefSeq lists its product as hypothetical. The transcript has a single exon. The coding region runs from base 161 to 889 and encodes 242 amino acids. Lineage: Eukaryota; Apicomplexa; Conoidasida; Eucoccidiorida; Sarcocystidae. The record is from RefSeq and is a predicted model, not a curated record.